UUCUCUCUAGUGUGUAGGCCAUAAGACUAAACGGUUAAAGAUAACAUACUUAAGGGUUUUCCAAUGUUUCUUUCAUAACAAGGUUUUUUAUUCAAAUUCAUUUUAAAUAGUUAUUUUAAUUUCACAAACCUUCGGAAUAUUUCCUAUGGGUGGUCUUACAAGCACUAAACCGGAAAAGAUAACAUUUUCAUGGAAAAGUCCACGAAUUGCCUACUCUCUGGUCUACACGGCAUUUGGAUUUUUCAUGCUAUUCUUCUACACAAAGCAUAUCGUUUCCAUUGGAAUAACAGCUAAGAAUUUCGUUGGGUUUGGAUUUUUUGCGUGCUGCAUUAUAAGUUAUUUGUAUUUUAUGUGGCUGGCUGGAAAAUGGAGAAAAAUUAUGAUUUUUUGGAGGAAAAAAGAGAGUACACUCCUCAAUUAUCCAUAUCAGGUCAAUCGCAUUCCUGUUGUAAUCCACGUGAGAUUCUUGGCAAUGGUUUUCCUAAUAAUGGCACUGAUUGAACAUUUGCUCUUCUUGGCUAAUUCUUUAUACAAUAUUUUUAAGGAAGCUUCAGUUUGUAAAUAUGAUUUGCCCGAUAAAGCAAAAUAUUUCUUUAUGAAGCAAUUUAUGCAUAUUUUCAGUGAAAUUCCAUAUAGUUUACCUUUAGCCUUGAUAUUGACUUAUAUGAAUUUUUGUUUAACAUUCGCUUGGAAUUUCAUUGAUAUUUUUGCAAUCUUGAUAAGUGUCGGUCUUGCAAAACGAUUCGAACAAAUAAACAACCGACUGGACUCAGUUAAGGGAAAAUUUGCUCCUCAAAGCUACUGGGAACAAGUUAGACUUCAUUAUGUGCAAUUAUGCGAAAUGGUUGAAUUUGUAGAGAUGCACAUAUCACCAAUAGUCUUACUCUCCUGCACCAAUGAUCUUUACUUCAUCUGUUACCAAUUGUUGAAUAUUUUUAAUACUUUACCAUAUACAAUAAACAACGUCUACUUCUGGUAUUCGCUUCUGUAUCUCAUACUUAGAACACUUUGCUUGUUCUUGUUCACAUCUGAAAUUAAUGAUCAGUCUAAAAGACCCUUGCUGAUCCUCAAGACCAUUCCAACGUAUGCUUGGUGCGUAGAACUGGAUAGGUUCAUCCAUCAGACUUCAAAGGACACCAUUUGUUUGACAGGAAUGAGAUUUUUCUUCUUCACACGAAAACUUGUUCUAUCUAUGGUAGGAACGGUCGUCACUUAUGAACUCGUCUUGAUGCAGUUUGACUUUAAAAAUAAUGAACUGUACUCUCAUGAGAAUGAAACAGUUUUUCGCUAUGAAUGUGAUUUUACGUACUAAAAUUUUAUAAAAAGAUUUGUUGUAUUGAUGGUGUUCAAAAAUUGAU
Molecule: messenger RNA, 1358 nt
Organism: Phlebotomus papatasi
Lineage: Eukaryota; Metazoa; Arthropoda; Insecta; Diptera; Psychodidae
Product: gustatory receptor for sugar taste 64a-like
Exons: 6
Coding region: 146-1312 (388 amino acids)
Biological process (GO): detection of chemical stimulus involved in sensory perception of taste; sensory perception of sweet taste
Cellular component (GO): membrane
Molecular function (GO): sweet taste receptor activity
Source: RefSeq, a predicted model, not a curated record